CCCCAGAGCCUGCAGCCCCCCCGGGGUGUCCCCUGAGCCCCACAGGGAGGUGCCCCCCCCCCCCCCCCCCCCAGGGACAAUGUUUACCGCGUGAGCCUGGAGCCCGGCACGGCCAGCGAGAUGCGCUACCACCGGAAGCUGACGUGGCAGUCGAACCAGCACGACAUCAGCAUCUGCCGGAUGAGGGGGAAACACGGGGCAGAGUGCCGAAACUUCAUCAAGGUGCUGCUGGUGCGCAACGAGAGCCUGCUCUUCGUCUGCGGCACCAACGCCUUCAACCCCGUCUGCGCCAACUACAGCGUGAGUGUGUGUCCCCCCCGGGGCCACCUGGGGUCACCUGGGGCCACCUGGGGUCACCUGGGGCCACCUGGGGUCACUCGGGGCCACCCGGUGUCCCCCGGGGCCAGGAGGCAGGGGAGGGCACACGUGGACAUGCCCGAGCUUGUGAGCACGGACGUGUGUGUCUUCGGGGUGCCACGUCCAGUUCUCGUGGGGGUGUCCCGCUGCUCAGGCUGGGGACACUGCCAGCCGGACCCCGCUGUCCUGCAUGGCCCCGUGGUGGCCCUUUUAUGGCCCCGUGGCCCU
Molecule: messenger RNA, 585 nt
Organism: Oxyura jamaicensis (ruddy duck)
Lineage: Eukaryota; Metazoa; Chordata; Aves; Anseriformes; Anatidae
Product: semaphorin-3B-like
Exons: 3
Biological process (GO): neural crest cell migration; semaphorin-plexin signaling pathway; axon guidance
Molecular function (GO): semaphorin receptor binding; chemorepellent activity
Source: RefSeq, a predicted model, not a curated record